CAGAACACAAGAGGUAAAGAUGGUUUCCAAAUUCACCUUCUUGUUCCUCCCGCUGUUAGCACUCAUCGUACAUGCCAAACAUCCUGCGACUUUCAAUAUCGGAAAGUAUGGUGGGAAACCCAAUGCAAAUAUAGCCAAGGCUUUAUUAAGCGCUUGGAAGGAGGCAUGUGCAGCUACAACUCCAAGCACAAUUGUGGUACCAAAAGGCACAUUUUUGUUAAAUCAAAUAAAAUUAGAAGGCCCAUGCAAAGCCCCCGUUGAGCUUCGAGUCAAAGGCCUCAUUAAAGCCCCUUCAGAUUAUACUAAAUUACCUGACAAAAAGGCCGAAUGGAUCACUAUAAGGUACGUCGACCACUUGACAAUACAAGGUGGUGGAGUUUUCGAUGGCAACGGCAAAAAGGCAUGGACCAAAAACGAUUGUGGCAAAAAUCCAAAUUGCGUCAAACUCCCGUUAAAUGUCAGUUUCAAUUUCCUCACCAACUCAAUCAUUCGUGAUGUGACAACUAAAGAUAGCAAAAAUUUUCACGUUAAUGUGAUAGGGUGUAAGAAUGUUACUUUCCAACGUUUUACCGUGAGUGCGUCGAUUAAGAGCAUCAACACAGAUGGACUUCACAUCGCAAAGUCAGAAAGGAUUAAUGUCACUGACUGUAUCAUAAAAACAGGAGAUGAUUGCAUCUCCAUAGGUGAUGGUAUGAAACAACUCCAUGUCCAAAAUGUGACUUGUGGGCCAGGCCAUGGCAUCAGCGUUGGAAGUCUUGGCAAAGGAGCAACUGAAGAAGAUGUAACUGGGAUAUACGUCAAGAACUGCACAUUUAUUGGCACACAAAAUGGUAUUAGAGUGAAAACAUGGCCUUCUGCCCCGGCAACACUCAAGAUAACGGAUCUGCACUAUGAAAAUAUUAUUAUGGAUGAUGUUGAGAAUCCUAUUGUCAUUGAUCAAGAAUAUUGUCCGUGGGAUCAGUGCGAGCAAGCAUCUCCAUCUCUUAUCCAAGUGAGUAAAAUGACCAUAAAAAACAUUAAGGGCACGUGUACAACUCCGGUUGCAGCGAAAUUUACUUGCAGCAAAACCAAUCCUUGCAAAAAUGUGGAGAUCGGAGAUAUUGAUCUUGCAUACAAUGGAAGCGAAGGCCCUAUUACCACUAAAUGUGCCAACAUCAACCCUACUUUUGUUGGCAAACAGAAUCCCCCAAUCUGUGAUGCUCCUUCUCGGGCUGCUUAGAACAAGACUCCAACUAUGUUGUAAUAAUGUGGGGAAGGAAAGCUUCAUUUGGUAUUUUCAACAGCGUAAUAAAGUCUCUAUGAAGCUAGUAGAGACAAGUUCAAUUGGCAACCUCAUCAAUACAUAUAUGCAGUAAAUUCAGUACUCAUCUACACCAAAAUAAUGAGAUUAAAUAUAAGCAAUAUAUUACGGGUU
Molecule: messenger RNA, 1414 nt
Organism: Olea europaea var. sylvestris
Lineage: Eukaryota; Viridiplantae; Streptophyta; Magnoliopsida; Lamiales; Oleaceae
Product: exopolygalacturonase-like
Exons: 4
Coding region: 20-1219 (399 amino acids)
Biological process (GO): carbohydrate metabolic process
Molecular function (GO): polygalacturonase activity
Source: RefSeq, a predicted model, not a curated record